AAAAUAGCAAAAAUUAUUGAACACACAAAAAUCUCAUUUUUUUUCAUCAAAAAAGAUUCAAUUAAUUUUAUCUGAAAUGGAGGAAUAUGACUUUGAUCAUAAAAUAGUAGAAGUAAAUGGGAUAAAUAUGCAUGUUGUUGAAAAAGGACAAGGUCCUUUUGUUCUAUUUAUCCAUGGUUUCCCAGAAUUAUGGUAUUCAUGGAGGCACCAAAUUAUAUUCAUGGCUAAACAUGGUUAUAGAGCCAUGGCUCCUGAUCUUCGUGGUUAUGGUGAUACAACAGGAGUACCUAAAGAUGAUCCAAGCAAGUUUAGCUCUUUAAGAGUUGUGGGUGACUUAGUGGAACUUUUAAAUACCAUUGUGCCUGAGGAAGAUAAAGUGUUUGUUGUUGGCCAUGAUUGGGGUGCUAAGAUUGCUUGGGAACUUUGUUUAUUGAGGCCAGACAAAGUUAAGGCUUUGGUUAAUAUGAGUGUGCCAUUUUCUCCUAGGAAUCCUAAGAGAAAACCAAUUGAGUCAUUGAAGGCUAUCUAUGGUGAUGACUAUUAUGUUGUUAGAUUCCAGGAGCCUGGAGUGAUGGAAGCAGAGUUUGCAAAAAUAGGCACUAAAAAAGUGUUGGGGAAAUUUUUAACUUAUAGGAACCCUGGACCAUUAUACAUGCCUAAAGGCAAGCCUUUUGAUGAUAGUCCAGUAAUUUUGCCCUCUUGGCUAUCACAAAAAGAAGUUGAUUAUUUUGCUAGCAAAUAUGAACAAACUGGCUUUACUGGUGGAUUUAAUUAUUACAGAGCACUUGACUUAAAUUGGGAAUUGACAGCAGCAUGGAGUGGUGCAAAAGUGAAAGUACCAGUAAAGUUCAUUGUGGGAGAUUUGGAUUUAACUUAUAAUGCCCCUGGAGUAAAAGACUAUAUAAACAAAGGUGGAAUGAAAAAAGAUGUGCCUUUGCUAGAAAAAGUGGUUAUAUUGGAAAAUGUUGGCCAUUUUCUACAACAAGAAAAGCCUGAUGAAAUUAACAAACACAUUCAUGAUUUCUUCAAGGGAUUUUCUUCUACUUGAAGGUUUGAAGAUUUAGCCCUUUCAAGUUUUUUUUGGGGGGCAUAGUAGCUUUUGAUGUAAUUGAAUAAAGUACAUGUGAAGAAAGUGGUUAUGUUGGAAAGACUUGGCCAUUUUCUUCUACUUGAAGUUUUAAAGUUUAGCCCUCCAAAUUUAUUUUGGAAAUAUAGUAACUUUUGAUGUAAUUGAAUAAAGUACAUGUGAAGAAGUGGUUAUAUUGGAAAUAGUUGGCCAUUUUCUUCUACUUGAAAGGUUUAAAGUUUUAGCCCUUUCAAGUUUUGUUUUGGGGACAUAGUAGCUUUUGAUGUAAUUGAAUAAAGUACAUGUGAAGAAGUGGCUAUAUUGGAAAGAGUUGGCCCAUUUUCUUCUUGAAGGUUUAAAGUUUUAGCCCUAUCAAGUUUGUUUGAGGAGAUGGUAACUUUUAAUGCAAUUGAAUAAAGUACAUGUGAAUCAAGUGGCUAUAUUAGAAAGAGUUGUCCAUUUGCUUCUACUUGAAGUUCUAAACUUUAGUCCUUUCAAGUUUGUUUUGGUGAUAUUGUAACUUUUGAUGUAAUUGAAUAAAGUACAUGUGAAUCAAGUGGCUAUAUUAGUAAGAGUUGUCCAUUUGCUUCGA
Molecule: messenger RNA, 1658 nt
Organism: Solanum pennellii
Lineage: Eukaryota; Viridiplantae; Streptophyta; Magnoliopsida; Solanales; Solanaceae
Product: epoxide hydrolase A-like
Exons: 4
Coding region: 77-1048 (323 amino acids)
Molecular function (GO): hydrolase activity
Source: RefSeq, a predicted model, not a curated record